Gastrolobium bilobum is the source of this 3043-nucleotide messenger RNA. Its product is annotated as serine/threonine-protein kinase CTR1-like. The transcript has 16 exons. The coding region runs from base 177 to 2732 and encodes 851 amino acids. Lineage: Eukaryota; Viridiplantae; Streptophyta; Magnoliopsida; Fabales; Fabaceae. Gene Ontology annotation, biological process: protein phosphorylation. The record is from RefSeq and is a predicted model, not a curated record. Gene Ontology annotation, molecular function: ATP binding; protein kinase activity.
AAAGAGUAAGAAAGAAAAGUUUGAAUCAAUUCAAAGUAUUCACAGUGCGGUGAAUAACAUAACAGAGAGAGGAAGGAGAUAGAGAGAAGAAGAAUAACAUAACAGAAACUCAAAAAAAAAAAAAACAAUGGCGAGUUUUAGGGUUUUGUGACCAAAAACAGCAGUAACGGUCUACAAUGGAAAUGCCUGCUAGAAGAUCCAACUACUCGCUUCUCAGUCAAAUUCCCGACGACCAGUUUGCCGGCGCCGCCGCUCCGUCGUCUUCGGGUGACGGAAAAACCAACCGAGGCGGCAAGUCCGACAGAUGCUUCGAUUGGGACCUAGUCGCCGAUCACAGAGCUACUCAGCAGGGGAACAAUCGGAUCGGGAAUUUGUACUCUUCGAUCGGGUUGCAGAGGCAGUCCAGCGGGAGCAGCUACGGCGAAAGCUCGCUCUCCGGCGGCGGCGAGUAUUAUGCUCCGACGCUGUCUACGGCGGCGGCGAGUGAGGUCGAUGCCUUUGGAUACAUGCAUGACGAGGGAUUCAAGAUUGGCGAGGUUAAGAACAAGUUUACGGAUGCUCCGACGUGGACCGGCGGGUCCUCCGGGAAGAGCUGGGCGCAGCAGACGGAGGAGAGUUACCAGUUGCAGCUCGCUCUGGCGCUGCGGCUUUCGUCGGAUGCGACAUGCGCCGAUGAUCCCAAUUUCCUUGAUCCGAUGCCGGAUGAAUCCGCUCUGAGGCUGUCGUCGUCGAGUUCGGCGGAGGCGGUGUCUCAUAGAUUCUGGGUGAAUGGCUGCCUAUCAUACUCAGACAAAAUUCCCGAUGGCUUUUACCUAAUUCAUGGGAUGGAUUCCUAUGUCUGGACUGUGUGCACUGAUCUGCAGGAAAAUGGCCGAAUUCCAUCAGUUGAUACACUAAAGUCUGUGAAUCCCUCCAUUGAUUCUUCACUUGAAAUAGUUUUGGUGAAUCGACACAGUGACCCCAGCUUAAGAGAACUGCAAAACAAAGUUCAUAGCAUUUCUUGUAGCAGCAUAACGACAACAGAGGUUGUAGAUCAACUUUCCAAGCUGGUUUGCAACCGUAUGGGGGGUUCAGCUUCUGUUGGGGAAGAUGAAUUUGUUUCCAUCUGGAGAGAUUGCAGUAAUGACCUGAAAGAUUGCUUAGGGUCUGUUGUUGUUCCCAUAGGUAGUCUAUCCGUUGGCCUCUGCAGGCAUCGUGCUAUAUUAUUUAAAGUACUAGCCGACACCAUUGAUUUACCCUGUCGAAUUGCAAAAGGUUGUAAAUAUUGCAAAAGGGAUGAUGCUUCAUCUUGUCUUGUUCGAUUUGGGCUUGAUAGGGAAUAUCUUGUCGAUUUAAUUGGGAAGCCAGGUCACUUAUGCGAGCCUGAUUCCUUGGUCAAUGGUCCAUCUUCUAUCUCAUUUUCUUCACCCUUGCGCUUUCCAAGCCUUAAACCAGCUGAACCUACCAUUGAUUUUGGGUCACUGGCCAGACAGUAUUUCUCAGAAUGUCUGUCUCUUGAGCUUGUCUUUGACAACAGUGCUGCAGGAUUCUCCAUUUCAGAACAGUUUGAUGGGAAGUGCAAGGACAGGAAUAACCCUAGGCCAACUUCUAGUGACAGCAGCAGAAGUUCUCAGCUUCCUGUGCAUCCACAAGUUUCUCAUCCAAGCGCCCAUGAUCAAAGUUCUGAAACAUAUAAAGCAUGUUACCCUCCUCAGAACACUGUAGACUCAACAAAGGUGGGCAAGUAUCCACCGCCUUUAAAGCAUAAGCGUCCUGUUGGUUUACAAACCCAAUUAGCACUAACAAAUUCCAAUGAUGACAUUAUCAAGAGUGGGAGGUUUGUUGAAGGAAACCAACUGAUUCCUAGCAAACCUACUCGAGAGCUUACCUUUGACAUGGAAGAUUUGGACAUACCGUGGUGUGACCUUGUUUUAAAAGAGAAAAUAGGAUCAGGUUCUUUUGGAACUGUACAUCGUGCUGAGUGGAAUGGCUCGGAUGUUGCUGUGAAAAUUUUGAUGGAACAAGAUUUUCAUGCUGAACGCUUCAAGGAAUUCCUGAGGGAGGUUGCAAUAAUGAAACGUUUGCGGCAUCCAAACAUCGUUUUGUUGAUGGGGGCUGUCACUCAGCCUCCUAACUUAUCAAUUGUCACAGAAUAUUUAUCAAGGGGUAGCUUAUAUAGGCUGUUGCAUAAACCUGGUGCUAAAGAGCAGUUGGAUGAGAGGCGUAGGCUUGGUAUGGCUUACGAUGUGGCAAAGGGGAUGAAUUAUCUUCAUAAACGUAAUCCUCCCAUUGUUCAUAGAGAUCUGAAAUCUCCAAACCUUCUUGUUGACAAGAAAUUUACAGUGAAGGUUUGUGAUUUUGGGCUUUCCCGUCUAAAGGCCAAUACAUUUCUCUCAUCCAAGUCAGCUGCUGGGACUCCUGAGUGGAUGGCUCCAGAAGUUCUUCGUGAUGAGCCAUCGAAUGAGAAAUCUGAUGUUUACAGUUUUGGUGUAAUCUUGUGGGAGCUUUCAACACUGCAACAGCCAUGGGGUAAUUUGAAUCCAGCACAGGUUGUGGCAGCUGUUGGCUUUAAGGGAAAAAGGCUUGAGAUCCCACGUGAUUUAAAUCCUCAAGUAGCUGCAAUAAUUGAGGCUUGCUGGGCCAACGAGCCCUGGAAACGCCCUUCUUUUUUGAGUAUUAUGGAUUCUUUGAGGCCAUUGCUCAAAACUCCUACACCUCAACCUGGUCAUCCAAACAUGCAAUUACUCACCUGAAUGGUUGGAACGCCAAGUUGUUAAUCAUGCACAUACCACAGGAUUUUAUUGGUUUUGAUGCCUAACAGGAUUCCACUGUUUUAGUUGUCCUAGAGUCGAGUUGUAUAUUUCUUUUCUAAUUCAGAUUUUAAGAAUACUGAUUCCCAACGCAAAGCAAGAAUGCUCCAUCUUUGUUCCAACAAAAUUGUUUGAUUAGAUGAUCUUGUAAUUUCACUAAGAAAUGUUUAAUCUUUUUUCUUCCAUAAUUUUGUAUGUAAAAAUUAUUCACAUUGUAAUUACGUUCAGUUAAUGAUAAGCAGCAUUGCCAGCGG